AUGUUUCAAUCUGGUAUGUCUACAAUGAUUUCCAUUGUUGUCCUCACAGCAGUGCACGCGUACAUGGUCAAGGUUUUCGUGAAGGUUGUUAUACUGGUCGUAUUUCUUGGCAUGUGCCAUGGUCUGAUAGUACUUCCCGUGGUCUUCGCAGCUCUUCCGUUUACGAAAGCGAAAUUGUCACAGGAGAAACCUCACCAGCUGACCAUCAUGGAUGUGAAGCCGGGAGCAGGUCGACAGUCAAAUCAGGCCUGA
This is a messenger RNA of Ostertagia ostertagi, 252 nucleotides long. The record is from the annotation of a GenBank genome assembly. NCBI's taxonomy places the organism in Eukaryota, Metazoa, Nematoda, Chromadorea, Rhabditida, Trichostrongylidae.